Dreissena polymorpha is the source of this 1455-nucleotide messenger RNA. RefSeq lists its product as uncharacterized. Bases 276 to 1397 code for a protein of 373 amino acids. The transcript has 8 exons. Lineage: Eukaryota; Metazoa; Mollusca; Bivalvia; Myida; Dreissenidae. The record is from RefSeq and is a predicted model, not a curated record.
GUCGAAGUAAUACAAUACUUUUGCUCGAUUGUUCAGUGUCAGUUCUGGUACUACCAAAAUCUACCACGGGUACUUUUAUGUAUACUUAAAUUUACCCCGGGUACAUUUAAAUAGUACCCGAGUCGACAAUGACAAAUUGAGCAAUACUAUCGUAUCGAACUAUCAAUACAAAAGUUGACAAAGAAGAUCGGCGCCCUGAACUGAAGAUCUGCGCCUAAUGUCAAACAAGAACAAUAUAUAUAACGUGCUGCGUGUUCACUGAACAAUGGUAAUUUAUGUGCUUUCUGAUUGAAAUGGUGGGAACAUUCCUCUGUCUGGUCUCAGUCGUGGUAGACGUGGCAUUAGCUGCCUUCGACCCGACAAUGACGAUCGACAGCUGUACAAAGCGCAAACUGGAGAUCACCUUGAACAACGCUUCCGCUUCCGGUAUCGUGUACAUUCAAGGUCAGAGCUCCGUCUGCCGCUACCCCACAACGGACGGCGUCUCCGUCCACUCUUUCGACUUUGCCUCUUGUAAUCUGCAAUGGGAGGAGUCGUUCAAUGUGAUAGUGCAGAAGAACGCCCUCUAUCAGACAGGGGCAGACAAGCAGAUCCCGGUUAUGUGUGUGGCUGACAUUGGGGACCUUACUGUCUCCAACAGCCUUCACGUCGCUGACAAGGAUGACGCCGCCGGUCAGAAUCUGACUGUCAAGCCCUCCGCGUUCAUGACAUUGUACAGGAAUGGCGUGGACAUCAGCGGACAGACAGUGAAACUGACGGACAUUAUCACUAUGGUACUGAAGCUGGACUCGGAGUACAUCGGGGACUUCGACAUCAAGGCCAAGUACUGCGCCGCCGAUAAUAUUGAUAUAAUCGUCGACGCAUGCGCCGUUGAUAGUGACCUGUUUCCACACAUUUCCCGCAUCCAGCAAGGUGUGCUCCAGGCCUCUUUCGGCGCCUUCCGUACCACCAACCUGAACGGCGGCUCCGUCAGCAUGCCUUUCUCCUGCGUGCUGCAAGUCUGCCUGGGAGUGUGUGCCCCGACGGUCUGCACUGACGGUCAGACGAGCUACGGCCGGAAGAAGAGGCACGUUGCUAGGCGCCAGGUGGACGAAGACAAAGACAUAGAGAACAUCAGCGUCGGGUCCGUUUUAUCCAUUACCUCUGAGGAGGUCAUCAUCGGAGCUCCUAAUGAUGACGGAGACGUGUGCACAAGUCAGGGACUCUUCGUCCUCAUCCUCAACGUCAUGAUUGCCGUCGUCGUCGCUACCGCUGUCUCCGCCGUACUUAUGUACCGGAAGUUGCAGGAGAAGUCCAGAAUUAUCAGCAAAUUCAACAGCGACACGCAUAUGACCGGCUUGACGUCAUAUUUACAGUGUUACCCGUUGCUCAACUUAAAAUCGUACAGGGAAACAUAACGUAUAUAUAGUUAUGAAUCUUAGCAUUGCAUAUUUAUUAAUAAAUCAUCAAGCAGAA